Xylona heveae TC161 is the source of this 4632-nucleotide messenger RNA. RefSeq names its product P-type calcium ATPase. NCBI's taxonomy places the organism in Eukaryota, Fungi, Ascomycota, Xylonomycetes, Xylonales, Xylonaceae. The transcript has 5 exons. Gene Ontology annotation, cellular component: membrane; intracellular membrane-bounded organelle. Gene Ontology annotation, molecular function: ATP binding; P-type calcium transporter activity; ATP hydrolysis activity. Gene Ontology annotation, biological process: intracellular calcium ion homeostasis; calcium ion transmembrane transport. The coding region runs from base 224 to 4471 and encodes 1415 amino acids. The record is from RefSeq and is a predicted model, not a curated record.
AAGAAGCCUUUGGAACCGGUUUCCCCCCCCCAGCGCUCCGUUCAGCUCUGCCGUCGUUCGUGUCUGGAAGACAUCAGAUUCGCUGGCCGAGCCUGCACAGCCUCCUGAGGGAGGCAAACACGCCGCCACACUUGCAGCGUAUUGAGUUUUCACAUUUACCUGGGGUUCCUCGCCGGUUGUCCUUGUCGCUCAAAUUGAUAGCACACUCCGGUUUGAAUUCAAGAUGUCACAAUCAGAUCGCCCAGAAAUCUCACGGACAUCGAGCGGAGCUCGAAGACGGCGAGCGCCUACCAUUACAAUCGAUACCUCUGCUGGAGACCACCACAAUUCGCUGCAUUCCGAGAACAAUGUAGCACCGGAACUACGACCAGCGCAGUCUUUUGACAGCAAGCAGAGCCGGCCUGUCUCUUCGCAUAAUGUUUCAUCGCCAACGUCCAAGAGCAAUGAUGGUAACUUCCUUUCUGUCCCGGGAAGCCGAUCACGUCAGAACUCUUUUGACUCGGAUGACGGAAAUCGAUCACCGUCAUCUUACGGUGGGGAGACGUUCUACUCACCACCAUCGUCAUCGGCACAAGGAGAUCGAUUAGCCAAGAGUGUUUCACUGCAGCAGGACAAUAGCCAUAUUACCCGGGACGAGGAAGCUUUGAAGCCGGACCCCGGAACCGAAGCCGACUUCGACAUAGAGGAUAAUAAAUUUGCCUUUUCCCCGGGACAGCUAACCAAGCUUUUCAACCCCAAAAGCCUAGGCGCAUUCUACGCCCUCGGCGGCCUUUCCGGUCUCGAAAAGGGCCUGCGAACCAAUUGCCGAGCUGGCCUGAGUAUGGAUGAAGGCGCUCUGGACGGGUCCGUCUCCUUUGAAGAUGCAACCAUGUCGCAAGCUGCCGUGGCUGCACCGAAGGGUACUGAAGUACCCGGCUUUGAGAGAACGACUACGGAGACGACCACCAGGACAGCCGUGUCUGGCAACGAAGACUCCUUCAUAGAUCGAAGACGAGUUUUCGGCGACAAUCGGAUCCCGGAGCGAAAGGCCAAGAACAUCUUCCAGCUGGCAUGGAUGGCCUACAAUGAUAAGAUAUUAAUCUUGCUGACUGUUGCUGCCGUCAUUUCUUUAGCUCUUGGACUUUAUGAAACCUUUGGACAGAAACACGACGCGAGCCAUCCGCCGGUCGAAUGGGUUGAAGGCGUUGCCAUUAUUGUGGCUAUCCUUAUUGUUGUGGUAGUUGGAGCUGCUAACGACUGGCAAAAAGAAAGGCAGUUUGUCAAACUCAAUAAGAAGAAGGAGGAUAGAAUGAUCAAGCUUGUGCGUUCUGGAAAGACACAAGAAGUAUCGAUAUAUGAUGUUCUCGCAGGAGACGUGCUACUGCUUGAACCCGGUGACAUGGUACCUGUGGAUGGAAUCCUCAUUGAAGGGCACAAUGUCAAAUGCGACGAAUCCUCUGCCACCGGCGAAUCCGAUCUCAUCAAGAAGAGCAAUGCAGACGACGUCUAUAGAGCGAUUGAGGACAACGAAAGUACCCGCAAAAUGGAUCCGUUCAUUAUUUCGGGCGCAAAGGUUACCGAAGGCGUCGGUCGGUUCUUGGUGACCGGAACAGGUAUCCACUCGAGCUAUGGCAAGACAAUGAUGUCUCUUCGGGAAGAAUCUGAGCCAACCCCUCUUCAAUCGAAACUCAAUGUCCUGGCCGAAUACAUUGCAAAGCUGGGUGGAGCAGCCGCUCUGCUCCUCUUUGUUGUUCUCUUCAUCAAGUUUCUUGUUCAGCUGCGCGGCAACCACUCCAGUCCUUCCGAAAAAGGUCAACAAUUCCUUCAGAUUUUCAUUGUCGCGGUGACCAUUGUCGUCGUUGCAGUACCGGAGGGUCUACCGCUCGCAGUGACGCUUGCACUGGCUUUUGCUACCACGAGAAUGUUAAAGGACAACAAUCUGGUUCGUGUACUGCGUGCAUGCGAGACCAUGGGAAAUGCGACAGCUAUUUGCUCUGACAAAACCGGUACUCUCACCCAAAAUAAGAUGACCGUUGUCGCUGGGACUUUGGGCACAGCCUCCCGCUUUGGCGACAAGAGCAUGCCCGAACGCGAUGCCUCCGCUUCCCUAGGCACAACAGACGAAGCUGUUUCGCCCACCUCGUCUCCCAAAGGCAAGAAGCCGACCCCCGCCGCCAAAACUGAUGGGGACGAUGUCUCGGUUGGGGAAUUCGUCUCCACACUUCAUGACGACGUCAAGGAGUUGGUGAAGAAAUCUGUCGCGAUCAACUCGACUGCCUUUGAAGGCGAAGAAGAUGGGAGCUCGACAUUCAUUGGAUCAAAGACAGAGACUGCUCUCCUUCAUUUUGCCAGAGAUCAUCUUGGAAUGGGGCCUCUGAGCGUAGAGCGGUCCAACGUUGACACCGUUCAAGUCUUCCCCUUUGACUCUGGCCGUAAAUGCAUGGCAUCAGUUAUCAAACUUGACAAUGGGAGAUUUAGGAUGUAUGUGAAAGGUGCUUCUGAGAUCAUGCUUUCACACUGUACCAAGAUCAUUGCCGAUCCUACCGCGGGCAUUUCUGAGACAUCCAUAAGCAAAGACAACGUGGAGGCUUUGGAGCACAUCAUUCAAAGUUAUGCUUCACGCUCACUGCGCACUCUGGGCCUUCUUUACCGGGAUUUUCAGCAAUGGCCACCCUCGUCAGCAAGAACACAAGAAGGGAAUUCACGGGAGGCCAUCUUUGAUGAUGUCUUCAAAGAGAUGAUCUUCCUUGGAGUGAUUGGUAUCCAAGAUCCCCUGAGGGAUGGUGUUGCCGAUGCUGUUUUUACGUGUCAAAAAGCGGGAGUCUUCGUCCGCAUGGUUACUGGAGAUAACAUUCUGACGGCUCGUGCUAUUGCGCAGCAAUGUGGAAUCUUCACCGAGGGAGGUCUGAUUAUGGAAGGACCAAAGUUUCGUAAACUUAGUAAAACGCAGCUCGAUCAGAUUAUUCCGCGGUUGCAAGUCCUUGCUCGGUCUAGCCCGGAAGAUAAGAGAAUUCUAGUCAGACGUUUAAAGGAGCUCGGGGAGACAGUUGCAGUUACUGGCGAUGGUACCAAUGAUGCGCCGGCUUUAAAAUCUGCAGAUGUUGGUUUCUCUAUGGGCAUUGCUGGUACGGAGGUAGCAAAGGAGGCUUCCGCUAUCAUUCUCAUGGAUGACAAUUUCACUUCGAUUGUAAAGGCGAUGAUGUGGGGCCGUGCUGUCAACGACUCGGUCAAGAAAUUUCUCCAGUUCCAAUUGACGGUUAACAUUACCGCCGUUCUUUUGGCUUUUGUGUCCGCUGUUGCCAGUAAAGAUGAGUCUUCAGUGCUCACAGCAGUCCAGCUGCUCUGGGUCAAUCUGAUCAUGGACACGUUUGCAGCCCUUGCGCUGGCCACUGAUCCUCCGUCGUCGAGUGUUUUGGACCGCAAACCUGAUCCUAAGUCAGCACCUCUCAUCUCAGUGACCAUGUGGAAAAUGAUCAUUGGCCAAGCCAUCUAUCAGCUUGUGGUCACAUUUAUCUUGUAUUUUGGCGGAGUUAAGAUUUUGUCCUACCAAACAGCACGGGAACAACAUCAGCUCAAUACUCUGGUGUUCAACACAUUUGUGUGGAUGCAGAUUUUCAAUGAGCUUAACAAUCGCCGACUUGACAAUCACUUCAACAUCUUUGAAGGAGUAUUCCGAAAUUACUUCUUCAUUGUGAUCACCCUGAUCAUGAUUGCCGGACAAGUAAUGAUUGUGUUCGUUGGUGGACGAGCAUUCUCCGUCACACGUCUUAACGGUGCUCAGUGGGCAUAUUCAAUUAUCCUCGGCGCGCUUUCAAUUCCAGUUGGCAUUGUUCUAAGAUUGAUACCGGAUGAACUGAUCCUGAAAGCCGUACCUCGAAGUUGGCGGCGAAAGCCGGCUCCGCAGCUGGUUGUAUCGGAUGAUGAUCGCCGGUACGAAUUCAGUCAGGCUCUGGAGGGAAUUAGAGAGGACCUCGUCUUCCUUAAAAAGAUACGCGGUGGUCGUCUCAACGCCCUGAAAUUCAAACUUCAACAUCCUCGUGAGGCUCUGCUUUACCGUUCGAGGAGUGUCUCACGAUCCGGAAGCUCAGACUUGCCGCGGACGCCAACUGCCGAAGGUGGCGCAAGUGAUUUUGGGUCUCUUUCUGCGACCCCAGAUUCUCGCAAUCGCCGCAGGGGAAGGUCCCGCUCUAACUCUGCAUUUGGCCCAGCAGCUGCAAUGGCUGGCAUCAUUGCCGGUAGUGUUGCCGGUUGGUCCCCAAUUGAACGGUCAGCGGCUAGCGAUGACGGCAUUCCAAAAUUUACUCGCUCGCGCGCUAGGUCAGAUCUUGAAUCUCAGGAAGGUGUGGAGGUGCAUCCAUCUACGAAACCAGACGAUCCAAUCAUCUCCGAAGACAUUCACGCGAGGACUACUCCUCCCAGUCAGCGACCUGAAGAGACACCAAACUUUCACGAGGAAUCGCGGUGUUCAGCGCCUCAAACUUCCCCGCGAUAAAGGCCUCAAGAGAUUCACCAUGGAUUCAUCAUCGUCUUCGUCCUGCUGUUGUCUACUUCUUGCCUCCAUGUCUCACGAUCGGUGAUAAUACCAACUUGCUCAUUUGGUCUUUUUAUGUGCUUUUGAUCAGUCUCAUUGCUUAGCUUCGGGGCAAGCGUCUU